AUGGAUAAACUUGCAUUUACGGCGUUGGUUUACAUCCUUCGCAUUAUACCCAUGUUUAUCAGUUUACUUGGGAUUUAUUGCUUAUAUCAACAGAAAAGGAGACGAGAUAACCAAAAAUUAUUUCUGUAUGCUCUAAGCACUGUUGAAAUCAUUAUGGGUGGAUUUUGGAUAACAUUAAGGUCUCUAACACUAAUAGUAUCUUCAUCUACAAGCGUUAGAAGGAUAAUAAUUGCUUUUUAUGGCAGUGUGAAUAUAACUUUUUAUUUAAUAAUGAUUUGCAUAACACUUGAUAGAUUAGCCUGUGUUGUACUUCAUAUCAAAUAUAAUUACUACAUUACCAGUACAGUUGUAAAGAAAGUCAUAUUUAUUUGCUGGAUUGUGGGAUUUGCCUGUGCAAUACCAUUACUCGCUACAAAUGAAGCAUUGAGUAGCAAAAUAAUUUAUGUUUAUGGAUUUACAAUUGCGGAUGGAAUCUUCGUUUUCACUGCCGUCGUUACGUAUACUGCAAUAAUGUUAUUAUUAAAGCACCAUCGAAAAACAGUCGAAAAAAUGCAAAAUAAGAAUAAAAAUUUUAGAAAACAACAUUUGAUACCUUGCUUAAUCGUGGCAUCUUUUAUUCUAUUCUAUUGCAUUCCAGACACAAUUUUGACUGUAAAAGACAAAAGUGAGAACUUGUUGCAAAUUGUAACUAUAUUUUGGUCAUUUGGUUUUAUAUCAGAUCCUGUAAUAUACAUAUUUUUACAUAAAGAGUCAAGAAAUAUUGCAUUAAAUACACUCAAAUGUAAAAUAGGUUCUGUAAGCUUAGGUAACAGUGGCUGUACAGAACGUAAACAAAGAAAAGUUAGUUCCAUGACAGUUAAAACUAUGGAAACUAGUGAGGUGUUCGUGAUGAAUACAAAAUCUGAAAGUAAUACCAUUGAAAAGGAAUUGAAAGCAUAA
Hydractinia symbiolongicarpus is the source of this 939-nucleotide messenger RNA. RefSeq lists its product as uncharacterized. Bases 1 to 939 code for a protein of 312 amino acids. The record is from RefSeq and is a predicted model, not a curated record. Lineage: Eukaryota; Metazoa; Cnidaria; Hydrozoa; Anthoathecata; Hydractiniidae. Gene Ontology annotation, cellular component: membrane. The transcript has a single exon.